Molecule: messenger RNA, 915 nt
Organism: Drosophila ficusphila
Lineage: Eukaryota; Metazoa; Arthropoda; Insecta; Diptera; Drosophilidae
Gene: eEF1delta
Product: probable elongation factor 1-delta
Exons: 3
Coding region: 64-828 (254 amino acids)
Biological process (GO): translational elongation
Cellular component (GO): eukaryotic translation elongation factor 1 complex; cytosol
Molecular function (GO): translation elongation factor activity; guanyl-nucleotide exchange factor activity
Source: RefSeq, a predicted model, not a curated record
GUUAUCGUAUUAUUCUGCUAAUUGUGCAACGUGUUUAGGUAAAUCAAAGAGCAAAGACUUAAGAUGAAAGUAGAAGCACUGGAUAAAUUCUGGACUGACAAGAGUCGCUAUGAUGUCGCAGAAAAGCGGUUCUACGAGGGCCCUCAAAAGGUAACUGAUCGCAGCCACAUCAGCCCAUUAGUAAGCGAAAUCGCAAAGGCUAGGGAACACAUACAAAACUCGCUGGAAAAGAUUGAUGGUGUUACCCUGGAUGAUGGCCCGAGCUCCCAGCUUACCAGCCGACUGACUCAAUUAGAAAACGAAACCAAGGAGUUAAAAUCCCAGAUUUCCACCCUAACCCAACUUCUAAACACCGUGGUAAAACGGUUGGAUACUGUUGAAGUUGUUAAAGCUGUUGAAGAACCCGAAACGAAAAAACAAGAAUCAAACAACAAAGAUGAGGACGAUGAUGUCGACCUUUUCGGUUCGGAAAGUGAAGAGGAGGAAGAGGAGGCAGCCCGCAUUAGGGAGGAAAGACUGGCAGCUUAUGCUGCCAAAAAGGCCAAGAAAGUUCAAAUUAUUGCCAAGUCCAAUAUCAUUCUGGACGUAAAGCCAUGGGACGAUGAAACCGACCUUAAAGUUAUGGAGACGGAAAUCCGAAAAAUCACUCAGGAUGGACUAUUGUGGGGAGCUUCCAAGUUCGUCCCAGUUGCCUUUGGCAUCCAGAAACUUAGCAUUUCCUGCGUGGUUGAGGACGAUAAAGUUUCGAUUGAUUGGUUGACCGAGGAAAUCGAAAAAUUGGAAGACUUUGUUCAAAGUGUUGACAUUGCGGCAUUCAACAAAAUUUAAAAAACAUACAUAUAUUUUUUUAAAAUCAGAUUCGAAAUUACAUCAAUGUUUUUGGGAGUCAUUUAAAUAAAUGUUUUGAUAAACUGA